GGGAGCGUCCGUCACAGCCAAACGAACCGUCGAGCAGAGAGGAUCGCAUUCUUCGGUCGUUGAAACCGCGGCAUCUCACUAAACGGAACAGGGACUUCUCACCGAGCUCCUGAAUCAAUCAAGCAACGCGAUUAUUCUUUACUCCAAGGCUUAGCAUCAUUUUUAUUUAAGGGUUCUCCAUGAGAUUCUUCAGGCUUACCUUCAAGUGCUUCGUCGACUGCUUUUGAGUCUCUGUCAACGGCUGAACUGACUGCGGCGCUUUGUGACAUUUUCCAUCUCCUGGCAGAGCUAAAAAGGUUCAAACCUGUGAUAUUCACAUAAGAACUGCGAUUUUCAUUGUAUUAUUAUUAUUACUUUUGCUCAUUCAAGAAAGAAGAGAUCAACUCAGAAAAAGCUAUUGGAUUGGUGUAGCCAGAAUAUUGCGACUACAUCUCUGUCUGCCUCUCUGAGCCUGCAGGUUUAAGCCUUUAUCCUGACAUUCUCAAACCAUCAGCGGCCCCCUACCUAGAUAAAAAGCAACCCUCUUGAAUCAAUACCUAUUUUUAUGACCAACAAUAUGUCACCUGAGUUGGAAGAAAACAGCCAAGGUGAAAUCAGUGUUUCCCAGUUGGAGGCGGGGACCCUGUCUGAGGAGGAUGGCAUGGGGUCAGCUCGUCCCCUGGUGCCCGUGCCUGGAGUGGGCUCGGGAUGCGGUGACGGAGGAGGAGAUGGCCCGCCACAGAGCCAGGACGGGGCCUCGGCCAUCAAUGGAAAUGGCGUUGUAGCAGUACCUGUAGUGGAGAGAGAAACCUGGACCAGACAGAUGGACUUCAUUAUGUCGUGCGUUGGUUUUGCUGUCGGCUUGGGCAACGUGUGGCGGUUCCCCUAUCUCUGCUACAAGAACGGAGGAGGGGUUUUCCUGAUCCCUUACUUGCUGAUCGUGUUCAUCGGGGGCAUCCCUGUCUUCUUCCUGGAGAUCGCUUUGGGUCAGUUCAUGAAACAAGGAGGGGUCUCAGCCUGGAACAUUGCUCCGCUCUUCAAGGGUCUGGGCCUGGCCUCCAUGGUGAUCGUGUUCUUCUGUAAUACCUACUACAUCAUGAUCCUGGUGUGGGGCCUCUACUUUCUCUUCCACUCUUUCACAAACCCCUUGCCCUGGGCCACAUGUGGAAACCCCUGGAACACCCCCAACUGCACACAAGACUUCCGACGCACCUGUCACAACCGCAGCGCCGCUCAGCCUGCUGCAUCGUCUUCUGCUGCCACCCCUUCCAGCCUUUUCUCCAACGUGACCUCGCUUAACCUGUCCUCAUCUCAGCUUCUGCUCAACGGCAGCUGUGUGGAGGCAGAGGGCCUGCGCUCCCCUGUAAUCGAGUUCUGGGAACGUAAAGUGCUUCGUCUGUCUGCAGGCCUGCAUGAGCCUGGUGUCAUGAGCUAUGAGAUGGUGCUGUGUCUCAUGGCCACCUGGGUCAUCGUUUACUUCUGCAUGUGGAAAGGAGUUAAAUCUACUGGCAAGGUCGUGUACUUCACAGCUUUGUUCCCCUACCUGGUUCUGGUGGUUCUUCUGGCCCACGGAGUCACUCUACCUGGAGCUUUGGAUGGCAUUGUUUACUACCUUAAGCCAGACUGGUCCAAACUCGGAGAAGCGCAGGUGUGGAUCGAUGCCGGCACGCAGAUUUUCUUCUCCUAUGCCAUUGGACUCGGUGCCCUCACGGCGUUGGGCAGCUACAAUCGUUUUCAUAACAACUGUUACCAGGAUGCAUUUGUCUUGGCCCUCAUUAACAGUGGAACCAGUUUUUUUGCGGGCUUUGUGGUGUUCUCUGUCCUUGGUUUCAUGGCUGCAGAACAAGGAGUGGACAUCAGUAAGGUGGCCGAAAGCGGUCCAGGUCUGGCUUUUAUAGCCUACCCCAAGGCUGUGACUCUGAUGCCUCUGGCACCACUCUGGGCGGCACUGUUCUUCUUCAUGCUGUUCAUUCUGGGCCUGGACAGUCAGUUUGUAGGAGUAGAAGGAUUGAUAACAGGAAUUAUGGAUAUGUUGCCCCCUAAAUCAGCCCUGGGCUCCUUGCGCCGGGAGGUGGUUGCUGCCAUCUGCUGCUUCAUCUGCUUCUUAAUUGACAUGACCAUGGUCACUGAGGGGGGGAUGUAUGUAUUCCAGCUGUUUGAUUACUACUCUGCCAGUGGCAUCACUCUGUUAUGGCAGGCCUUCUGGGAGUGUGUAGUCAUCGCAUGGGUUUAUGGGGCGGACCGUUUCAUGGACGACGUGGCCCGUAUGAUUGGUUAUCAGCCCCUACCCUACAUGAAGUGGUGCUGGUCCUACAUCACGCCUUUUGUCUGUGUGGGAGUGUUCCUGUUCCACGUGGUGAACUACAAGCCUCUGACCUACAACACAGUGUACACCUACCCCAUCUGGGGCGAAGCCCUCGGAUGGGCCCUGGCUCUGUCUUCUAUGCUCUGCAUUCCUGUUACUGUUCUCUAUAAACUGCUGUGCUGCAAAGGAUCUCUCCAGGAGCGCUGGCAGCACCUCACCACCCCAGUUUUGGGCAGACAUCACCUGGAGUACUUGGCCCCGGAGAGUGAGGCCAAACUGCUGCCCCUUACAGGAACCAAGAAUACCUUGCUCUUUGAAAGUGUCAUCUGAUUUUCCUGAGCUUAAAACCACACACACACACACACACACACACACACACACACACACACACACACACACACACACACACACACACACACACACACACACACUACCACCACCACCAGCCUAAUGAAAAGUUAACACACAGUUAGGAACACAUCCCACAGUUUUAAAGCCUGGAAAAAUGGACCAAAGAUUACACUGGAACCGAAACACACACCUCAUCCAUGCAUUCAUACACUCUGCUCUUUUCCUGCUCUACCUGCUGGUCCUUUGCUCUCUCUCUCUCCUUCCACUGCCUUUGUGCUGUCUUGUUCCAUCCCGUCCUGUGGUGUGUUUUGUGUCUGCGAUAUCUUCCCUAUUUGCACUUUUUUGUCAAUGUUUAAACAGCCUCAUCUCUCUGAAACCUUCAGGGUGUUUGGACCUAAAAAAAAAAACUGACAUCACUAUAUCAUCAUAUAUUAGGGGUGGGAAUUUCAAUUAAUUAAUUAGAAAGAAACAACACGUUAAAAAGUUCCCGCUUGGGCCCGCGUGUUUAGCAUCAAAAUCAAGCUGUACCUCCGAGACCACAGAGCCUGGGCUACAAAGUUAUGUAAACCUUUUUACGUUCUCCAGGCACAACUAAAACUACAAUUAAAUUAAUCAUAAUAAAUCACUCUUCAUCAAGAAAUGAAAGAGAAAAAAACAUCUUUUUGCUGUUGUGUAUUUUAGUUGGUAGAAACAGGCAGGCAGAAACUGUAUCCAUGUGAACUUUAUUACAGCAGGAGGGACCAGCAUUCAUCUUGGAACCCUCAGCAGAACUUCCUCAGAACUCUACACUGCACCUCUAUUAUCAGUGCUCUGCUGCCACCUAGUGUUCGGUUCACUACACAACAUUUACAAUGUUCCGGGUCAAUUUACACUUCAAUUAAACAUAUACUGAUAUUUACACAUCCCAGCAAAUUCCACAAUGUUUACCUUUAUAAUGAGAACAAAGUAAUCAAAUAGACCUUG
This is a messenger RNA of Nothobranchius furzeri (turquoise killifish), 3598 nucleotides long. Its product is annotated as sodium- and chloride-dependent creatine transporter 1. Gene Ontology annotation, cellular component: plasma membrane. Gene Ontology annotation, molecular function: gamma-aminobutyric acid:sodium:chloride symporter activity. Gene Ontology annotation, biological process: sodium ion transmembrane transport. Lineage: Eukaryota; Metazoa; Chordata; Actinopteri; Cyprinodontiformes; Nothobranchiidae. The record is from RefSeq and is a predicted model, not a curated record.